AUGAUCUUUGGGUUCUCGAUGGGACUUGAAGCAAGGCAUGAAAAGGUUUUGGAAAGCCGCUCAGACACAAUUAUCAACCAAAAGAUUCUGCGCCUCGCAGUGCAGAGGAUGAGUACCAAAGGAUCCAAUCGCGGUGGUUGGCGUGGUGAAGAUUUGAAGAAAGAUAUAAGUGCCGACCAAAUCUUGUUAAUGGAAGAAUUCAUUGGCAAUCCAUAUUCCAAUAUCAUGUCUUUGCUAGCUUCUGAAGAAUGGACGCGGACAGGCUGCUCGGAUUUUGAAGCUGUCUCGAGGAGGUAUCCAACUCACCAAGGAGCAAGAAGUCAAAGGCUUGAGGUCGUAGUAGCCUAUGCUAGCGCGCGCGUAGCAGAACCUGCCACAUCGACUGCUAAUACUUCCAAGCUCGAGAAACGUGGAGGAUUGAUAUGUCAUUUUAUGAGCGCGCGCAAGGGAUGUAGAAUGGGAAUAAGUGACUGCUGUGACAUUUGUUGCACAAAAGUCAAAGUCGGAACCGCAGGCCCUGGCUGGGCUGAAGACUGCCGUUGCCCCACAUACCAACACGUUAUCGUCACUUCCGGCCCCACUGUUGUUACACCAGCUUCAACCACUUAUGUCACACCUGCAACUGUGACGGCGCCUCAAACUCAGACUUAUGUUACUCCGGUCACUUACAACACGCCAGUGACUUACACCACAGUUUAUCAUUAA
Messenger RNA from Melampsora larici-populina 98AG31, 705 nucleotides. RefSeq lists its product as uncharacterized. Lineage: Eukaryota; Fungi; Basidiomycota; Pucciniomycetes; Pucciniales; Melampsoraceae. The transcript is spliced from 6 exons. The coding region runs from base 1 to 705 and encodes 234 amino acids. The record is from RefSeq and is a predicted model, not a curated record.